This is a messenger RNA of Nematostella vectensis (starlet sea anemone), 1815 nucleotides long. RefSeq names its product TIP41-like protein. The coding region runs from base 149 to 946 and encodes 265 amino acids. NCBI's taxonomy places the organism in Eukaryota, Metazoa, Cnidaria, Anthozoa, Actiniaria, Edwardsiidae. Gene Ontology annotation, biological process: TOR signaling. The transcript is spliced from 7 exons. Gene Ontology annotation, cellular component: cytosol. The record is from RefSeq and is a predicted model, not a curated record.
GCCCUUGAGCCCACAGUACAUAGUUUGUCUCUUUCGACAGUACUUGAUCGAAAAGGCAAGCUGUACUUAUUUGUGUCUCCAGCAUGGUAAGAUAGCAUCCACCUUGUUUAUUUUCAAGGUUUGUGCGUUGUAAUUCUGUGUAGAGAGAAUGAAAAAGACGGAGAGAUUUCAGUUUGGUCCUUGGUCGGUUUCAUCUGUCAAGGGAUCGAUACUCAAAGCAAAUGACACAGAAAGGCUCUCUGCUGAACUCUCCUUACCGGCCCUACCAGAAAUGACGUUUGGGGAUAACUGUUUAAAGAUUCAGCAUGCGUCUGGGUUUGGUAUCCAGUUUAAUGCCAUUGAUGCAAUAAAGUUAGUUGACAAUAAACACGACCUGAUGAAGGUAGCAGUGGCUGACCAAUGGCAAAGAGAAAGACAGGGUUCUGAAUUCAUUAAGGAAGUGAUUAAGCCAUUUGAUUGGACCUACACCACAGAUUACAAAGGAACACUGAUUGGAGAGGCAGAUAAUUCCCUUAGGAUCCAGCCAACAACUGAUAGAAUUGAUAUUGAAAAAUUAAAAGUGAAAGAAAAGAUAUAUUUUUAUGAGGAUUUAGUACUGUUUGAGGAUGAGCUUGCAGAUAAUGGAACAGCAAAACUGAAUGUCAAAAUGCGUGUGAUGCAAAGCUCUCUGUUCCUGUUGCUUCGCUUUUUUCUAAGAGUUGACAAUGUCAUGGUCAGAAUUAAUGAUACUAGGCUGUAUCAUGAGGCUGGCACAUCGUACUUACUUAGAGAAUACUCCUCAAAAGAGAAAGAAGUUUCAAAACUAAAGUGCUCUCUCGUAGACCCCUCGGAGCUAAACGAACAUUUAGACACUAAACUGGAGUUGUUUGAGAAGCUGGAAUUUCCUGAGGGUGUAGAUUGCACAAAUGGGGUAAAAACGAGCGCACGGGCAGUAGCGUCUACAUGACCAGACACCUGACCAGACACCUGAGCGUCAGGGAUAAUUAAGUUUAGUCAGGUCAGUCUUUUUUUGUUACAGUAAAAAGAAACAAUCUGAGGAAAGAAGGGAAGAUGUCAAAAAUAAGUCAAAUGAAUAGGGAGAGUAAAACGUCGUCAGGAAACACGUUAAAGAAAGGAGGGGAGAGGAAAGAAGGGGGGUCUGUGCAACCCCCAAUGUACGCGCUUAGAAUAAAGGGACAAACGUGGUGUGUGAAAGUGAAAUGCAAUUAAAUGUCACUUUAUCUUUUAGUCGAAAACAGCUUUGCAAUAAAAUGCCUCACGGGCCAUCGAGUACACCCAAAAGUGUGUGUGUGUGUGUGUGUGGAAAAAAAAAACAAAUACAUUUUAAACUAGUUUUGUAGAUUAAUUUUUCUGAUCUUUUACUGAUUUAUCUCCGACUGGCCUCUGAUAACAAUGGAAGUUUAAGUAGGUGCUUAGACAAGUUUGCCGGUUAAAUUUUCCACUCGACUGACUGAACUCGUUUUGUAACUUAUUUCCUAGCACCAAUGAAAUAUAUUAAUUCUAUCCUAAAAAAUACGACUAGCAUCUCCCAAAUUGAGAUGUAUCCCCUCACACUACCUCCUCUGCCCUCUCUUCGCUCCCCUUCAAAUCCCCUCUCCCCCCUUCACUGAAUAAAUUGUAGUAUUUUUUAUACACUCCGUAGCUCAUUCCUAAUUCCCUGCUAGCAGAGGCCUCUUUUCUUUGUAUUUCGCUGGGCUGGCGUUCAGCGAAAUACAAAGGAAAAAAGGCAUCUGCUAGCAGGGAAAUUCCUGAGGGCUCAAAUACAUAUAUUUUAUUAUUCUUUUUGUAUACGUAAAAUAAAUGUCGCACAGUGCU